GAAAAAUACCCUAUAGUUACAGCUCGUGCGCGAGAUUCCGGGUACACAGUCAGUGCACAAAUGGUUCCACCCUCGGCUUUAAAUUACGGCAAGUUUUCAGUGUCUGCCGGACCCGACGGUGUCUCAGGGCCCAGCCUCCCCCGCCUCGGCGUCCACGAUGACGUCCAGACCCGCUCGAGCUGCCACUUUUUCAAGAUUUGGUAGUCCCGUAAUGGCUUGGCUCGGCACGGCAAUUCUGUUGAGCUUUCUGGUUUGUGUAUCGUCUGGUUCCUUCUGGAAAUGAGGAAAUGAGUCCAUGAUAAUGUUGGAUGAAGUGCAUGAACAGAGAAGUCCGUGUUUUUACAGCGCCUGCACGUUUAAGCGGUCAGUCUCACUCAUACCAACAACGCGGUGAGACCGCCUGUUUAUUAGACCUGUUCCUCAAAGAUGCACAAAUGUCGUCACUGUUCCUCUCUGUGCAUGCAGUACACGGCUGAGGCUGCGCAAAAUUCACCGAUCUACCUAAUCACAGAGUCAGGAACAAAUGACAUACCCGUCCUUGUGAAUCAUGCUGUGACCAUUACGUCGAAAUGUCCGAUCGCAGAAUCCCCUUACCUCUCAACAAAGAAGCAUAAUCCCAAUCCAGCACUAGCGGGGCGGACGAUGCACGGGUAGGGCCAUGAUCAGCCCCUGGCUCAUCUAAUAAUAACCCACCCGCCCUGUGAAUACGAGCUAAGCAUAAUUCUUAAUGCAAAAACCCAUGCGAUAAUAACAUGACGCACAGGGCAGUCGGAUGUUUCGGCAUGCAGUCCACUGCAGCAUUGGGCUAGAUUUCCGGUCGACAAACUUGCAUUUGUUGAUCUUGACAACCCCGCAGAAAUCACGAGGCCAGAGUUUCUCCGGACAAGACGAUGGAUCAUACUUCGUAUAGGUGAUAUUAGGGCGCAGCUAGUGCAAAGUACUUCGUAUCCUAUUCGAGAAGCCCAGAGGUCAGAUCCCGAUUCUCACAUAAUAUAAAGGCAUAUAUUUACCCAGCUCCUGUUUACUCUAAUCAUCUCAUCUCAUCUCAUCAUUCACCUCAGUCUUCUACAUCACAACCCCUCACAUAAAACCUUUUCAUACCCAACUCUAAACCGUCAACAUGAAGUUCGCUGCUUUCACCGCUCUCGCCGCCGUCUUCGGCUCUGCUGCUGCUGCCAACAAGGCCAAUGUCAUCAACGACUGCACCAACACCAUCUACGUCCAGUCCUUCCCCUACGGUGGCGGUGCUCCCGGUCCCUUGACCACCGUCAAGCCCGGCCAGCGAUUCUCUGAGGAUCUUCGUGCCUCUGGUUCUACCAUCAAGAUCGCCACCACCCGAACUCUCACCAAGCCUCUCUUCUUCGGCUACUCUUCCGAGUCUCAGCCCAACAACGUCUACUACGAGUUGAGCACUGAGUUCGGCAACCCCUUCGCUGACAAGCACAACAUCUUGAGCCCCGGUGAGGGUUGCGAGAAGUUCGACUGCAAGCCCAACGAUGCCAAGUGCUACAGCACCCCCAGCAUGAAGAAGGUCUACGGUUGCCCCAGCCCCGUCAACCUGUACGCCAAGGUCUGCGCCAAGUAAAUUGGUAGCCUUGUCAUCAGCUUUGCUUCCAGUGGCAUUUAAUAAGACCAUAUCAACGGCUGACGCCUUGGUUUCAUGGAUCAACUCACUGGGUUAAUACUUCUUCGUUACAUACAUUAUUAAGCGGCUUCGGAGUCCUUUAGAUAGAGUACUUCCUAUAAAUCGGAAGACCAAUACAUAUUAUCUUCAAUCACUUCAAUCAUUGUGACAUUAGAUUGUCCUUUCAUCGCUAUCAACUGUUAUCUUGUACACACGUAGCCAUAAUGUACCAGUAAUACUUGCUCGACUGCUUAGUAAUUGGUUAUGUAGAAUAAAAGCCGUAGCCCAUCUUUGUGGAAUAAUGCCUGUGGCAUGAGAGAAACUGCUGACUACUUCAAGUCUCGUUAUGCCGGAUUGCCUGCGCCUCCCAG
This is a messenger RNA of Fusarium odoratissimum NRRL 54006, 1995 nucleotides long. RefSeq lists its product as uncharacterized. NCBI's taxonomy places the organism in Eukaryota, Fungi, Ascomycota, Sordariomycetes, Hypocreales, Nectriaceae. Bases 1121 to 1585 code for a protein of 154 amino acids. The transcript has 2 exons. The record is from RefSeq and is a predicted model, not a curated record.